Microsporum canis CBS 113480 is the source of this 342-nucleotide messenger RNA. RefSeq lists its product as uncharacterized. The coding region runs from base 1 to 342 and encodes 113 amino acids. NCBI's taxonomy places the organism in Eukaryota, Fungi, Ascomycota, Eurotiomycetes, Onygenales, Arthrodermataceae. The record is from RefSeq and is a predicted model, not a curated record. The transcript is spliced from 2 exons.
AUGGAUAGCAUUUUUAUUUCUGGACAGAGCAACACAGAAGCCAUUGUACUCGUCAAGGCAAUUACCCCUUCUCUAUUUGCUGUCUUCCUUUGGCCCAAUGGCGAAGAGCUGAACGCAGCACUACUUGAAAUAUCGAUGCGCAGAAGAGGCAGUUUUGAUGCGGAAUUCGAUCAACUCGGAUAUGUGAUGUUUUAUCAUGUGGGAUGUAUCGGUCCAGGCGAAUUUCGAGGGCAUGGUGACUAUAGUAAGCUCACCGCUACGAUGAAGGACCCUCCUGUGGAAUCUCAUCUACGCUUCUCAUGUGGACAAGGAGGCUCUCUGGAGGUACAUCUGGAAAUCUAG